This is a messenger RNA of Fonsecaea pedrosoi CBS 271.37, 1305 nucleotides long. RefSeq lists its product as uncharacterized. The record is from RefSeq and is a predicted model, not a curated record. The transcript is spliced from 3 exons. Gene Ontology annotation, cellular component: mitotic spindle pole body; mitotic spindle; DASH complex. The coding region runs from base 1 to 1305 and encodes 434 amino acids. Gene Ontology annotation, biological process: attachment of spindle microtubules to kinetochore. NCBI's taxonomy places the organism in Eukaryota, Fungi, Ascomycota, Eurotiomycetes, Chaetothyriales, Herpotrichiellaceae.
AUGUCUCGAGCAAGUUCCGCUGCUCAGCCAAGGGCAUUGACAUUGACGGAAGAGCUCGAGAAACUCGAACAGUCCAUCACAUUAACACUGCAAGAAAUCGAUCACAACUUCAGUCGAGCACACCGCAUAGUGACGUCGAGCAUUCUGCCUAUAGUCGAACAAUAUGCCACACAUUCAAAGGAGGUCUGGGAGGGGUCAAGAUUCUGGAAACAAUUUUUUGAAUCGAGCGCCAAUGUGUCCCUGUCAGGCUACGAAGAGCAACAGUCUCACCUGGAACAUACAGACACCACAGUGACCGAAGACACCCACACCACCACACAGAGCACCUUGGAGACGUCGCAGUCGUACGAAACUCCUUCGGCGCAACACAUCUCCACAGACUCAAUCCAGGACUUGGACCUCUCCAACAUGACCAUCUCGCCCUCGAAGAGCAGCACACCGCGACCGAAUAUCACGCAAAAGUUUCAAGAGCAAAGCAAUGCUACAUUUGCAGACUACCCAUCGCCUUAUGAGGCCCUGCGACAAGAAGUCCACAGUACGGUUGUCGACAACACGUCCCUGACCCAACCGACUAUGCCCGAAACCCCUGGCGGCCGACCAGUAUUUGCCAUGGACAAGAUUGCCGUAGAGACUCCCCAGUCCUCGCCGUUCCUCCCUCCACGACCGACCUCGAUCCCACGCCCAUCGACUGCCCGCAAACGGACGGAUCCUCUGCUGCACCGCAUUCUCGACCGAAAUUACCGCGUCCAAGCUACACCGCUCACAAGUGAGCAUUAUGCAAAUUGGCCAUCGACAACUCGUGGGACCCCCUCGACUACGAGACAUGCUCGAUCUGCCACACUAGGCAACUCGACUCUCUCGUCGAGCCCAGAGGCGCCUCCACCCGAGCUCCACCCGGAGAUAUUCUCCUCGCCCGAACGCAGGAGACCAAUUCCCGGAGUCAGUGUUCUGACACCGUCACGGGCACGAUCCAAAUCCCAGCCCUUGAAGGCACCCGCCCGGACACCGGGGGUCUGGGACAGUGACGAUGACGAUCUCGACGACGACAUUCUCUUCGACCAGUCCCCACCUAAGACCAUGCAGUUCCACGUCCCUCAGAAUCGCCUGUUGAGAACUCCAGCCAAAGAAGCAUCGAAGCGGAUAGUCGAGGACAUCCUGACCAAUGCCGGGAUAGAUUACGGGGAGGAAGAACUCGAUUUCACACAGGACAUUGAGACCGAGGGGUUCAAAAUGGAUGGCGAUGGGGAGCCGACCAGUCCGAGUGUUGUCCGUCGAGCCAUGAACAUCGAGGACGAGACAUUUUGA